Molecule: messenger RNA, 1425 nt
Organism: Cyclocybe aegerita
Lineage: Eukaryota; Fungi; Basidiomycota; Agaricomycetes; Agaricales; Hemipholiotaceae
Source: the annotation of a GenBank genome assembly
AUGCCAGAGAAUGUCGUCCUUAGGCAGGAAGUAGAACGAGAAAUAGCUGCUACAAAAUCUCACAUCGAAGAUCUCCAAAAGAAGCUUUAUGUCCUAGCAGGAAAGCUGAACAUGACUUCGUCCAUCAUGUCGACGCUUCCACCAGACGUGUUAGCAGAGAUAUUCUUUUUGGCUGUACAGGAAGGCAGCUUCAACUCCGUACCCGUGCCUUAUGUUCUCGGGGGAACCUGUAGAGCUUGGAGGAAUAUUGUGUGGUCGACUCCUCUCUUGUGGAGCUUUCUUAUUGUGAAGUUGACGCAGAAGAACGAGCAGGCUCAGCGAACCCUGCUUGAAGACUGGAUUAAAAGGUCUGCCAACUACCCUCUGCACGUGCAUCUUACUGCUCCAGGGUACGAAUCUUCUGAUUCAUACAGCAUCUUGCUACGGAGCUGUGCCCAGUGGAGGUCGCUGAUGGUCAACAGUUACAACAGCCACGGUCUUCGAUACAAGAUGUUAGACGGCCACCCGUUUCCUUUGCUUUCCCAUAUCUCCCUCUACAUCAACCCCCUCGAGCGCUUCCCCUGGAACUUCAACUCUGCUCCCCAACUGCGUGCGCUAGAACUUUCCGGGCGUGGACGGCCUUCCCAGAUUAUAUGUGACUGGGCCGUUGUCCAGGAUUUGAAGGCGACAUUUGAUGUUAACGAUUGGUUAUCCAUUCUUCGAAGUAUGUCGUCCCUAAGAACAUGCAAACUCAUACUCGCGAAGCACCCUAUUGACCCCGCGAUUCAUUUCAAUGACCGAGGUGGACCACACAAUAUCCCAGCUCUCACCAAAUUGUCGUUACAGUAUAUCGGGGCUGAGACCAACGACGAAAUUAUUUUUCUUCUCCGUAACGUCUCCGUUCCGGCCCUCGAACGUUUAGAAAUUACAACGGACAUCCCGGAUUGGUUCACGGACCUCAAGGAAGUGCUCCUCCGCUCUCAAUGUUCAUUGACCGAGCUUACCAUACGGAUCAUCGCCUCGCCCGACUCGACUUUCGAAGAUGAUCUCGUCGAGCUCCUCUCCAGCGUACCCUCUGUCAUACACCUCAACCUCAUCUCCAAGUCUGCUUUGUCCGACCGCCUCAUCAAUGCGCUCAACCCCGACUUGAGUCCGAAUACAGAAGCCCAAGGCUGUUUACCUAACUUAACGACUUUCUCCUGCAACGGAGAAAUCUUGUUCGGCCUCGACUCCAUUCUUUCGAUGUUGCGAGCAAGAGAGAAGACUAUUACGCAAGAGUCGGUCGGCGCACAAUCGGGAGCCCUCAAGGAACUAGAAUCCUUUACGAUUCGGUACAGGAAUGCCGCGUGGGCGCAAACAAAAAAUCCCAAUGCCCUUCGUAUGUUUUACUUCGAAAUGGCGGCGUUCGGGACGAAGACGAAUGUAAUGUGGGAUGAAGCGGCUUGA